Dioscorea cayenensis subsp. rotundata (Guinea yam) is the source of this 10197-nucleotide messenger RNA. RefSeq lists its product as uncharacterized. The transcript is spliced from 26 exons. The record is from RefSeq and is a predicted model, not a curated record. NCBI's taxonomy places the organism in Eukaryota, Viridiplantae, Streptophyta, Magnoliopsida, Dioscoreales, Dioscoreaceae. Gene Ontology annotation, cellular component: cytoplasm. Bases 143 to 9757 code for a protein of 3204 amino acids.
UCUCCAUUCUAUCGCUAUCGGAGGAGCUCUGGUUCUCGCCGGAAACCUCGAUUCCUUGCUGGAACGCUAGGAAAUUUUUUCCGUUCGUUGGCGGCGCCUGGAAAUCUUUUCUAUCUCCGCGGUCGUCUCAGGUUGAAUAUAUAUGGUUAUGCCUCCCAGUGAUGAGGUUGAAGAUGGUCCUUUUGUACUGAGAUUGCAUAAAUGGGGUCCAGAGCAAUUUAAUUUAGAGUUGUCAGAUUAUUGUGAGGCUUUAAUUUCUCCGACUAGGGAGUUAUUGCUCUUGCUUUCUUAUCAGCAUGAGGCCAUAUUGCUUCCUCUGAUCACGGGGGAAAUUUGUUCAUUUGACAAGGAUCAGUCAGUCAGGGGUAAUGUUGAGGGGCUUGAAGAAUCAAGUUCCUGUUCUGCAGAGCAGACAACUGUAUGUUUGUUGGACUCAUCAGACAAUGUUCCAUGCACAACACAAGCUGUAGAUAGGGUAUCAAAUGUUGGUUCGUCAUCAAACUGCUAUACUGCUAUUUCUGGCAUAAAGUCAUCAACAUGGGGACACUGGGGAGAUACAUAUGGUGAUUCAAAGAAUUCUAGUUAUAGGGAACUGCUUGUAGCGUCAGAUUUUAGUAGCAUUACUGUUCAUACUUUUCUUUAUCCGUAUGCAAACCUGGAAGUAAACGAACAAACAUCUGAAGGAGCAUCUUUAGAUGGCAAGUGGAUUGAAUGGGGACCCACUCAUGGGGUUGGGAAUGCUGGCUCAUCGGGUUCCUCUUCUACACAGAAAAUUUGGCUAAAAUCUUACCUUACAGAAGUCAACUCAGCUGAGUUUGCUAGUAAUUUUCUUGUGAGGUUUCCUGGAAAAUCUAUCCUUCCUCACUCUGCAGAGGUCAUGUCAUUCAGCAUUUUUGAGAGCACAUUGACAUUCUUGGAGUUUUAUUCUUUUUAUAGUCCUAAGGAAAACCAAGGCUCUGGAGCCACCAUCGAACAAGGGAUUGAGGCACUGAUUUCAGAAUGCAUGUCUGACCUGUCAAUCAUGAAUAAUAAUGGUAGUUCUGCUGGCAUGACAUAUUACUGUCCAAAAGUGUUCUCCAACUCUUCAAACUGCAUAAUUGGUCUGGUUUUGACUCUUUCAGAGCAUCCAUUAUUUGAAACUUGUGAAGAAUUUCUACGAAAUGCAAAUGAGGUAUUUGUGGUGGUUGUGAAGCUAUACCAGUGGGGCAUGCAGUGGGUUUGUGCAGUAAAACCCCAGAGUCUCUAUACUGGCCCAGAAUGGGCUGAUUUCCAGUUUACAGAGGACUUCCUUAUCUGUCUUAACUCUACAGGGUUUAUUUGCAUUUGGAACGUGAACACUGGUAGUCCUGUCACCAGUUUUGAUGCCCUAAGGGACUGUGGUCUGAUUGCAAAAAACGACUCUAGGUUGGACGAACCUUUCCUCUCUGGGAAACGAGUUUCAUCUGUGGCAAUUCAUGGUUCUCAAGAGGAAGAGAAUGACACUUGCAAGGCUAAUAGAAAUGGUAGCAGUUCUAGAGCUACUGUUUCUAGUAGAAAGUUCAGAAGGAUUCUGGUUUCUUCACAUUCUUCUCUUCUUGCUUCAAUUGAUGAACAUGGAGUAAUCUAUGUGUUAUGUGCUGAUGAUUAUAUAUAUGCAAAACAUUGUGCUAUUAAUAAUCUUACGGCUACUUCUCAUUAUUCUAAUAUUGGCACUCUGGAGGUCUGGAGGAUUGCUGGUGCUGAGAUAGGUGGUCCGAAGGUCUUUCCUGGUCUUAAGAAAGUCCAAUCUUCAAAUGCUUCUGAACCUUCCUUCAAUGGUCACAGGGAGGAUGCUAAUCAAAUGAGACAAGAACUUGUGUAUGCCAAAGGUAAAAGAAGACUAGUUGGUACUGAUUUGAGCGGAUUUUCUUCUGUUUCACAGAUAAAAGGUUCUCCAGUUCCUCUGAAAACUAAAAUGUCUUCAACUUCUGUGCGAAGGAUAUUUCUUCCUGCAUAUAGGUCUAACAAGGAGGAUGUUGUAUGCCUUUCACCUUUUGGUAUUACAAGACAUAUCAGAAGUUGUGGUCUGAAGGAAGAUAAAAACUGUAGAAUCAUUCACAACUGUUUACAUGGAGAUUUACCUGUCAUAGACGAAAGAGAUUUUACUACAUGCUUGCCGUCCAGAAAGUUUAUGACAAAAGAAUUUAUUUUUAAAGGAAAAUCAAUUGGUUCUCUUCUUCAGGGCUACUUAUAUAUGGUGACUCAAGAUGGUCUGUUUGUGAUUCUUCCAUCAGUUUCGAUUUCAUCUGAUUUGCUGCAGGUCAAAACCUUGAGAUAUUGGCAGCCAAGUACUGCUGCACAUUGUAAUAAUCAAGCAAAAAGUUUUAUGGAGUUAUAUAACUCUAGAGAGCUAUGGAAUCCUUGGCAAAUUGAGGUCUUGGACAGAAUACUCUUAUAUGAAGGCCCUGAAGAGGCAGAUUGCAUUUGUUUGCAAAAUGAUUGGGACCUGAAAAUUGCUCGACUUCGUCAGAUGGAGUUGGCGUUGCACUACUUGAAGCCUGAUGAGAUAGAAAAAUCUUUGGAUAUGCUUGCUCAGGUGAAUCUGGCAGAAGAAGGCAUCUUGAGGUUGUUAUUUACUUCUCUAUAUCAGAUCUCUUGCAAAAGGAGUGACAAUGAGGUGGCAUUGGCAUUUAGGUUAUUGUCUCUUGCCGCUUGCUUUGCUACAAAGAUGGUUCGAAAAUAUGGUUUAGGACAGCCCAUGCAAGACGAGCAAUGUAGUUUGCCCAAACAUUAUUCCAUUGAAGUUAGCAAUGCAAGAAGGCUGUCUGAGAUGGCUCACUUUUUGGAGGUUAUCAGAAAUAUCCGGAGUCGACUUAGUACAAAAGGCAGAAGGCCAGGUCAAGGCGUGAUUCUAGAUGGCAGAGAGACAUCUAAUGUGGUUGAUACAUAUGGUGCGCAAGAUGAUUCUCCGCUUCCAAUUGUUGCAGCAGAUGGUGGGUCAUCAAGUCUGCAGGAUCUGUUGGAUGGCCAGAGAGCAGAAUCAAAUUUCCCUGGAUCAGAGUUUGAACCUAACAACAUUGAUGAACUAGCUCUGUCACUGGCUAAAUCUUCAGUCACUGCAUUGGACGUGCUUGAGUUAGAUGGUAAUCAGAAGAGGAAAGUAAUGUCUUUGGAGAACUCGAGGGAUAUGAUUACACGUUGGGAAAUGGACCAUCUUGACCUAAGAAUGGUUGUGAAAGACGCCUUACAAUCUGGCCGUCUUCCUCUUGCAGUUCUACAGUUGCAUAUUCAACGUCAAAGGGAAUUAGUUGCUGAAGAUUCUCAUGAUAUGUUCAGUGAAGUUGGCAAAAUUGGAAGAGCUAUAGCUUAUGAUCUGUUCUUGAAGGGUGAAAGUGGACUAGCUGUGGCCACAUUGCAAAAGCUUGGAGAGGACAUAGAACUUGUCCUUAGACAAUUAUUGUAUGGCACUGUUAGGAGAUCACUUCGAGCUCAAAUUGCAGAUGAAAUGAAGUCAAAUGGGUAUCUUGGAACACAUGAACUCCAUAUGUUAGAGAAGAUUUCCCUUGUUGAGAGGCUUUAUCCGAGAAGUAGCUUCUGGGUGACAUUUCUUGGGAGGCAGAAGGAAAUUACUGUUGCUGCUUCAACCUUGACACCAGAACCAAAUAAACUGAAGAUAUUUUUGCAUACCAGUGACAAUCUUACCAUUGAAUGUGGUGAUGUUGAUGGAGUUGUCUGUGGUUUGUGGGUAAGCGUAGAUAACAGCUCUCCUGUAUCUGAAAUUUGUGAAGAUAAUGGUCAUGCAGGCUACUGGGCUUGUGCUUUUGCAUGGUCAAAUGCUUGGGAUGACAGAACCAUGGAACGUAUAGUGCUUGAUCAGCCUUUCUAUAUGGGAAUUCAUAUACCAUGGGAAUCACAACUUGAGUAUUAUUUGUCUCACAAUGAUCUUGAUGAGGUCUACAGAUUGUUAGAUCUGAUCCCUUCUUCUGUAUUAGCUGAUGCCACUCUUAAAGUAAAUCUGGAACUUACACAUUCAACUAGAAGUGCUCAAACUGAUAUGAAGCACUUGGAUUAUGAUAUGUACAUCCACAGUGCUGAGGAGCUAGACCCUGUGUACAUAACUAUUCCAAAUGUCAAAACUUUAACUUUUCCUGCUACUACUAGGUGCUCAUCCUGGUUAAAGUUGCAUAUGGAGCAGGAACUAGCCAAGAAGCAUAUUUUUUUACAAGAAUACUGGGGAAGUACAGUUGAUAUUGUAAGGCUUCUUGCUCGUGCAGGCUUAAUUGUCACUCCUAAAGUUUCAGCUCAUACUAAAGCCUCUAAUGGAUCUCCAUUGUUGGAAUUGACAAAGAUUGAUGAGGAAUUUCAUGAAAUCACUUCAGAAGCAUUGCAUAAGCUGGUUGUCCGAUAUUGUACCCAAUAUAAUUUGCCCAGUCUUCUGGACCUUUAUCUUGACAAUUUGGAUCUGGCCCAUGAUGAGCACUCACUUUCUUCACUUCUGGAAGCUGUGAGUGACUGCCAAUGGGCAAAAUGGUUGCUACUUUCAAGGAUCAAAGGACAUGAGUAUGAAGCAUCAUUUUCGAAUGCUCGUUCAAACUCAUCUCUUCAUUUAACCAAAAGUAGCAAUCUUCGUGCUCUUGAUAUAGAUGACAUAAUUCGUACUGUUGAUGAUAUGGCUGAAGGAGGGGGAGAAAUGGCGGCACUGGCUACUCUAAUGUAUGCCACUGCCCCAAUGCAAAAGUGUGUAUGUAGUGGAAGCGUGAAAUGGCAAUGUAGCGAUUCCUAUAAGUGCACAUUGGAGAAUCUAAGACCUUGCCUCCAGCAAUUUCCCACCCUUUGGAGGACACUUGUUACAUCAUGCUUUGGACAAGACAUGGAUGGCUGCUCUUUUAAUUCUGCAGCUAGUAAUGUAUAUGGAAAAUCAGCUCUCACAGACUAUUUAAAUUGGCGUGAGAGCAUAUUUAUGUCUACCGGAGGUGACACUUCCUUGAUACAAAUGCUACCAUGCUGGUUCCCGAAAUCUAUAAGAAGAUUGCUUAAACUCUUUUUCCAGGGUCCUUUGGGAUGGCAUACUCUAUCAGGUGACAUUCCUUCCGAGAAGCAUUUUCUCUAUGCAGAACACAGUUAUGAUUUUAUUUCAAAUGGAAAAGCUGCAUGUAAUGCUCUUUCGUGGGAAUCAAACAUUCAAGAAAGUAUUGAGAGGGAACUAUAUUUGUCACUUGAGGAAAAUGCCUUCGAAGUAGAACAUCAUCUACAUCGGGGUCGUGCACUCGCAGCUUUUAAUCAUCUCCUUGGACUUCGGGCACUAAAACUGAAAUCAGCACAAGAUUUAUCUGGACAAGCUAACAUUCAGUCAAAUGUGCAGAUGCUUCUUGCUCCUCUUACUCAAAGUGAAGGAUCACUUCUUUCUUCUGUCAUGCCACUUGCUAUCAUGCAUUUUGAAGAUACUGUAUUGGUUGCUUCAUGUGCUUUUCUGUUGGAACUUUGUGGGUUAUCUGCCACCAUGCUGCGUGUGGAUGUUGCAGUACUGCGCCGUAUUUCUUCCUACUAUAGCUUGGUCACUCAUGGUUCUCAGCAUGACCCUGCUUCAUCUAAGGGUUCUUUAUUUAAUGCAACAACACCUCACAAAACUGACCUUGCAAUGUCUCUUGCUCGGGCAUUAGCAGAUGAUUAUGUUCAUCAUGAUGGGCAUAGGUCUUUGGAACAGAAAAAUGAUGGUAAUCAUUGCUCAAGAAGUAAAAAGUCAUCUCAUUCUCUUAGGACUGUCUUACAUCAUCUGGAAAGAGCAAGCUUACCAACACUGGAGGAAGGCAGAACUUGUGGCUCUUGGCUUUCAAGUGGCAUUGGUGAUGGGUCUGAAUUUCGUUCUCAGCAGAAAGAUGCAAGCCAGCGCUGGAAAUUAGUGACCACCUUUUGUCAAAUGCAUAAUAUUCCUUUAAGCACAAAAUAUCUUGCUGUACUUGCUAAUGACAAUGAUUGGGUUGGGUUCUUGACAGAAGCUCAGAUGGAGGGAUAUCCAAUGGAUAUAAUCAUCCAGGUGUCAGCCAAGGAAUUCAGUGAUCCACGACUCAAAACCCACAUACUGACAGUCCUGAAGAGCAUGCAUUCAGCAAAAAAGACAAGUAACUCAUCAACAAAUGAAUGUUCAGAAAAAAGUAUUGGAAACUCCUUUCUCAGUGAAUGCAGCAAAGUCAUCCCUGCAGAACUAUUUGGGCUUCUUGCUGAGUGUGAAAAAGAGCAAAAUCCAGGAGAGGCCCUUCUAAUAAAGGCAAAAGAUUUACGCUGGCCUCUCUUAGCAAUAAUUGCCUCAUGCUUUUCUGAUGUGUCAGCCUUAUCAUGUUUAACAGUCUGGCUUGAGAUUACUGCAGCAAGGGAGACAUCAUCAAUCAAGGUUAAUGAUAUCCAUGCCAAAAUUGCAAAGAGUGUUGGACUGGCUGUAGAGGUUAUGAAUGCAUUGCCAGCUGGAAGUAGAACUCUUACAUGUCGUUACAAUCGGAGAAAUCCAAAGAGAAGGCGGUUGAUGGAGCAUGAAUUAGGUUCUAUGGUUGGUCUGUCUUUCAACUCUUCAACAGCAUCAAGUCCAGCCAUGGUUUCUAUUGUCCAAGGGUUAGCCAGUGAGGAGGAAGCAAAAUGGAAGUUUAAUAAACAAAUAAAAGUUUGCAGUGAUGUUGAUGAGGGGCUUAGUUCACUGACAAAUAUGGUUGCGGUCCUCUGUGAACAACAUCUAUUUUUCCCUUUGUUGAGGGCUUUUGAAAUGUUUUUGCCAUCAUGUUCUCUUCUUCCUUUCAUUCGUUCCCUUCAGGCAUUCUCGCAAAUGCGGUUAUCAGAGGCUGCAGCACACCUUGCAUCAUUUUCAGCCAGAAUAAAGGAAGAACCUUUACCAGGACAAUUAAACAUUACAAAAGAUGCACAAAUUAAGACCAAUUGGAUAAGCUCAACUGCUGUAAAAGCUGCAGAAGCCAUGCUGUCAACAUGUCCAUCAGCAUACGAAAGAAGGUGCUUAUUGCAACUUCUAGCGGCAGCUGAUUUUGGAGAUGGUGGAUCUGCUGCCACUUAUUUCCAACGAUUGUUUUGGAAAAUCAAUUUAGCUGAACCUUCCUUACGCAAAGAUGAUGAGAUAUAUCUAGGAAAUGAAACUCUGGAUGAUGCUUCCCUUUUAACUGCAUUGGAAAAGAAUGGGCAAUGGGAAAAAGCUCGUAAUUGGGCUAGACAACUAGAAUCAAUUGGUUCAUCGUGGAAGUCAGCUGUUCACCAUGUUACUGAAACACAGGCUGAAGCCCUGGUUGCAGAGUGGAAGGAGUUUCUGUGGGAUGUUCCAGAAGAAAGAUCUGCUUUAUGGAACCACUGUCAAACACUUUUCUUGAGAUAUUCCUUCCCUCCAUUGCAGGCUGGAUUGUUUUUCCUCAAACAUGCAGAAGCCAUUGAAAAAGAAAUUCCAGCAAGAGAGCUACAUGAAAUGCUCUUACUUUCGCUACAGUGGUUGAGUGGAACUAUGUCUCAAUGCAACCCAGUUUAUCCUUUACAUCUUCUGCGGGAGAUUGAGACGAGAGUAUGGCUCUUAGCUGUUGAGUCAGAAGCUCAAUCAAAACCUGAUGGUGACUUUACCUCCCAUAACUCUGUCCAUAACCUAAACAGUGGAAAUAGUGCCAGCAUCAUUGAACAAACUGCAAGUAUCAUCGCAAGAAUGGACAAUCAUAUAAAUGCCAUGAAGAUGAGAACAACAGAGAAAAAUGGCUUGAAGGAAAGCAUCUUUGCCCACAAUCGACAUUUACAAACCUCAGAUUCUAAUAACUCACCUGCAGCAAACAAUGCAAGGAGUAAGCGAAGGGGUAAAGCCUAUUUUCCAUUAAGAAGACCGGCCAUAGAUGGUGUAGAUAGCAAUAAUGAUGCUGAUGAAUCUCCAAGCUCUCCGCACACUCUUAAAAGCAGUAUUGAACCAUCUAAGAAUUUGCAAUUGCAGGAAGAAAAUGUGAAAAUAGAAGUUUCUGUUUCAGGAUGGGAAGAAAGAGUUAAGCCUGCAGAGUUGGAAAGGGCUGUUCUGUCACUUCUUGAAUUUGGACAAAUAACAGCUGCCAAGCAACUUCAACACAAGUUAUCCCCAUCAAAUGUGCCAUCUGAGCUGCUACUUGUCGAUGCUGCAUUAAAACUUGCUGCUCUUUCCUCUUCCAGUAAUAGUGAAGAAGUUGCUGAAUCUCUUUUGGAUCAUGGAGUACUUUCAGUUCUUCAAUCACAUGAUGUGCCCAGGGGAGAUCAAAUGAUUGAUCCAUUGCAGUCCUUGGAGUAUUUAGCAACCAAGUGUGGUCAUGGCUGUGGGCGUGGUCUAUGUAGGAGAAUAAUUGCAGUUGUUAAAGCUGCUAAAGUAUUGGGCCUUUCAUUUAGUGAAGCAUUUGAAAAACGGCCAAUUGAAUUGCUGCAAUUGCUUUCUCUCAAAGCACAAGACUCACUUGAGGAAGCUAAACUCUUGGUCCAGACUCAUACUAUGCCUUCGUCAAGCAUUGCCCAGAUUCUUGCUGAAUCUUUCCUCAAGGGCCUGUUGGCUGCACAUCGUGGAGGAUAUAUGGAUUCUCAAAAGGAAGAAGGACCGGCUCCUCUUUUAUGGAGAUUCUCUGAUUUUUUAAAGUGGGCAGAACUGUGCCCUUCAGAACAAGGAAUUGGUCAUGCAUUGAUGCGCUUGGUUAUGACUGGACAGGAAAUACCGCAUGCUUGUGAGGUUGAGCUUCUCAUACUAGCACAUCACUUCUAUAAGGCUUCAGCCUGUCUUGAUGGGGUUGAUGUCCUUGUUACCCUUGCAGCAAAUAGAGUUGAAUCUUAUGUUUCUGAGGGGGAUUUUUCUUGUUUGGCUCGCCUCAUUACUGGUGUGAGCAAUUUCCAUGCCUUGAAUUUCAUUCUUAACAUCCUUAUAGAAAAUGGUCAGCUGGAACUUCUGCUUCAGAAGUAUUCUACCGCAGAGACAGCUUCAAGUACAGCUGAGGCAGUUCGAGGUUUCCGAAUGGCUGUUCUUACUUCAUUGAAGCUUUUCAACCCUCAUGAUCUUGAUGCAUUUGCUCUGGUUUACAGCCACUUCGAUAUGAAGCAUGAGACAGCCUCACUACUAGAGUCCAGGUCUGGCCAGUGUAUCCGACAGUGGUUCAUGCGUCGGGACAAGUACUGGCAGACUGAGGACCUUCUUGAGGCCAUGCGUUACCUCAUUGAGGCUGCUGAAGUCUACUCCACUAUUGAUGCUGGCCACAAGACAGAUCGGGCUUGUGCACGUGCAUCCCUCCUGUCCCUCCAGGUCCGUAUCCCUGACAUUCAGUGGAUUGACCUCUCUGAAACCAAUGCUCGCCGGGUUCUGGUUGAGCAGUCUCGCUUUCCUGAAGCCCUUAUAAUAGCAGAAGCCUACAACUUAAAUCAGUCUGGUGAAUGGGCUUUGGUCCUAUGGAACCAAAUGCUAAAGCCUGACCUUGUUGAACAAUUUGUGGCCGAGUUUGUAGCUGUGCUUCCUUUGCAGUCAUCAAUGCUUCUUGAGUUGGCAAGAUUUUACAGGGCUGAGGUUGCUGCAAGGGGUGACCAAUCUCAUUUUUCUGUGUGGCUUUCGCCUGGAGGUUUACCUGCUGAGUGGGUGAAACAUUUGGGAAGAUCAUUCAGAAGUCUAUUGAGGAGAACACGGGAUCUGAGAGUUAGGAUGCAAUUGGCUACAGUUGCAACUGGUUUUCUUGAUGUGGUAGAUUCAUGCAUGAAAUUGUUAGAUAAGGUCCCAGAAAAUGCAGGCCCCUUGAUCUUGCGGAAGGGUCAUGGUGGGGCAUACCUGCCACUAAUGUAAGGCAAACAUCACAAGCAUUUCUCGUUGAAAGAAAAAGAAAAUUUCUUGGCAAGGUAGUCAAGAGCGCCGAUUCAGGCCAUUGUUGAAGAUUUUCCGUGAAGACGGCAGUAGAAACAGUGUUACUUGGAGCAGAUUUCUGGGAGGAAUCUCUAUAGCUUCAAUUACAUAGUAUACGUUUGGUUUAUACAAAAGGUCAUUUAAGUUAUGUUUGUUCUUCUGUAAAUUGUUUUUUAGUUGGCUGCGCAUUCUCUUGUGAGACAGCUGGGUGAGGUGAGUUUUUCGACCUUAUCUUGGCUGGAGAUUUUGUUGAAGUGGUUCCUAUCCAUCAUUAGGCUUCCAAUGGAGUAGUACAUUUAGCAUUCGCUAUUCUUUUGAGUGUUGUAUAUUAUACUGUUCUAUUUUUUGUCAUGUAUAAAGGAACAGCCUCUUUUUCCUACAGA